This is a messenger RNA of Protopolystoma xenopodis, 219 nucleotides long. Lineage: Eukaryota; Metazoa; Platyhelminthes; Monogenea; Polystomatidea; Polystomatidae. The record is from the annotation of a GenBank genome assembly.
CUCGGCCGGUCCGACCACCGGCACGUUGCAGUUCCGUUGCCUCGAUCUUAUCUGGCCCCACGUGACGGACGAACGGAACUCGCUCUGGCCUUCUUGGGCCCGUCGUGGCAUCUGCUACGACCGCCUCUGUUUCCGGCGCCUACUCUUCCUCCGACUACUACUAGUACUGCUACUAAUACAGGCCAGACUUCAUCAGCGGUCGCUCCAUGGUUGAUGUAA